Molecule: messenger RNA, 1511 nt
Organism: Drosophila subobscura
Lineage: Eukaryota; Metazoa; Arthropoda; Insecta; Diptera; Drosophilidae
Product: putative serine protease K12H4.7
Exons: 6
Coding region: 16-1437 (473 amino acids)
Biological process (GO): proteolysis
Molecular function (GO): serine-type exopeptidase activity; dipeptidyl-peptidase activity
Source: RefSeq, a predicted model, not a curated record
AUUCAACACUCGACGAUGAAACUCUGGCUGGCUAUCACUUUGGUGGCUCUGGCGCUUGUCCAGGCCCAAGGCAGUAUCUUUGAGAGCACCUUCAAGCGGCUACAUGGCGAACCGCCGCUGCCCAGCAAUCAGAAUCGUGCGGAUGUGGUGCAAACUUUGUGGAUUGAACAGCAAUUGGAUCACUUUGAUGAUGCAGAGCAACGCACCUGGCAAAUGCGCUAUAUGCUAAACGAUGCGCUUUAUCAAUCGGGUGGUCCCUUGUUCAUUUAUUUGGGCGGUGAAUGGGAGAUCUCGGCGGGUCGCAUCACUGGCGGACACAUUUACGACAUGGCCAAGGAGCACAAUGGGCUGUUGGCCUACACAGAGCAUCGCUAUUAUGGCCAGAGCAAACCCUUGGAAGAUCUUUCCAAUGAGAACAUUCAAUAUUUGAAUGUCAGACAAGCGCUCGAGGAUUUGGCUGUCUUUAUCCGCACUCUCAAAGCCACCCAUGAGGGUUUGUCCGAGUCCAAGGUCAUCAUUGUGGGUGGCUCGUACUCCGCCACAAUGGUCACGUGGUUCAAGAAGGUUCAUCCCGAUCUUGUGGCCGGUGGCUGGGCCUCCAGUGCCCCACUCUUUGCCAAGGUUAACUUUGUAGAAUACAAAGAGAUUACGGGGCAAUCAAUUGCCUUGAUGGGUGGCUCCGCAUGCUAUAAUCGCAUUGAGAGUGGCAUAGCCGAAAUGGAGACAAUGUUUGCCACCAAACGUGGAGCGGAGGUCAAGGCUCUGUUGAAACUUUGCGAGCGAUUUGAUGUCUACAGCGAUUUGGAUGUUUGGACAUUGUUUAGCGAGAUUUCCGAUAUAUUUGCAGGCGUUGUGCAGACACACAAUGCUGGUCAGAUUGAGGGAGUUUGUGCCAAGAUUAUGUCAGGCUCGAAUGAUUUAAUUGGUGUUGCCAGCUAUUUGUUGGAUGUCUUCUCGGCAAGUGGCGGCAAGUGCAAUGAUCUCAGCUACGAUGCCAUUCUGUCCGUGCUCCUAGACACUAGCUACACGGGGAAUAUCAUGCGCCAGUGGAUCUUUCAGACCUGCAAUGAGUACGGCUGGUAUCAGACCUCUGGCUCCAGGGCUCAGCCUUUUGGCACUAAAUUUCCCGUGGCUUUGUACACCACCAUGUGUGGGGAUAUCUAUGGUUCGCAGUACAGCAACGAGUACAUCGACAGCCAAGUGGCAGCCACAAAUGAAUACUUCGGUGGCUUUACACCCGGCGUGGAGAAUGUCUACCUGACGCAUGGACAUUUGGAUCCGUGGCGCGCAAUGGGCAUACAAGAUGAAGCUCAGGCGACGGUUAUACCAGAGUAUGCCCACUGCAAGGACUUCAAUUCCAUAAGUGACAGCGAUACAGCAGAGAUGAGAGCUUCCAAAGAACGCAUUGCCGAAUUGGUUAGAGAAUGGAUUAAAUAGUGGAGCAAAAGUAUAAAAAUGUAAAGCAAAUAAUUAAUUUAAGUUGAAUAAAUAUUGAAAGCCGAGCAGUGGUA